GACUCAGCAGCAGCAAUGUUCUCCUCUUCUCCUCUCCCACAGUUACAUUGCAAGCUCUUUGCAAAAUGGGGGACGACCUGACCUUUUGUGUGUACUGCCCCUGGCUGUGGACAGGUAAAGUUUACAAAUGAGGACCACUUGGCUGUACACAAACAGCAUGAGAUGACGCUGAAAUUUGGACCAGCUAGGACCGACUCUGUCAUAAUUGCAGACCAGACACCUACUCCCACCCGCUUCCUAAAGAACUGCGAGGAGGUUGGUCUGUUCAAUGAGCUCGCCAAUUCCUUUGAACAAGAUGAAGAUGACAAGAAGGCCCAAAAACUCAGUAAGGGUCUCCCAACUUCAAACUCUGUGGCUUUGGAUAUGACUUUACAGACGUCGUCAGAUGUGAAAGUGAAAGAGGAGUCUCCUGUGGAGGUGGACUCCUCGCCACCGGACAGCCCAGAAUCUAUCUCCUCGAGGUCGGACAGCACCAGAGAGUCUCUGGUUAAAGGAAAGGACACACCACCCAGGAGUUCAGCCCCCACCCCGACCAUAGUGCGUCCAGGUUCACUCCCACUACACUUGGGCUUUGAUGCCCUUCAGCCCACCAUGCCAUCGCCCACCUCUGUCAUCACACAGGCACCGCCUUCCAAUCGCACUCUGGGCUCUCCAACCAGCCACUACCCCAUGAUGAUGCUUCCCACCGGUCAAGCAGUGCCUGUGCUCCCUGGUCCCGUACAGAUGCCCUCUGUCAUUAAUCUGGCCCGACCUGUGUGCAUGGUACCCAACAUUCCUGGGAUCCCUGGUCCUCCUCUGGGAGGCAGCAGCAGCGGCUCAAACUCCCCCUCUGGUUACAUCCACUCAGAAGCCAAGAUGCGUCUGAAGGCUGCGUUGUCCCAGCAGAGCCCGUCAGGACACAGUAUGGGGAUUAUGGCCAUGGGCAGCAGCCCCAUGGUGCCUCAGAAGGCAGAGCAGAGCCAGCUGCUAGUCCAACACCCAGAUGCUCCUUCACCUGCACAACCUCAGGUAUCUCCAGCGCAGCCUACAGGUGGGCGUCGGCGGCGGACAGCGGACGAUGACCCAGAUGAGAGAAGGCAGCGCUUCCUCGAGAGGAAUCGAGCUGCGGCAUCGCGCUGUAGACAGAAACGCAAACUGUGGGUCAGUUCUCUAGAGAAGAAAGCUGAGGAGCUCAGCAACUUGAACGUCUCGCUGUCGAAUGAAGUGUCUCUCUUGCGGAAUGAAGUGGCACAUUUGAAGCAGCUUCUGUUGGCCCACAAGGACUGUCCUGUGACCACCUUACAGAAAAAGACUGCCUACUUAGCUGCAGAAGAGAGCAUGAAAGACAGCUCAGAGCCUACAGGUUCUCCUGCCCCGGUGAUCCAGCACAGCUCUCUUGCGCCGAGUCCUUCCUCAGGCCAAAAUGGCCUCAACACCAGAGCAGCAGCUGAGGCCAUGGCCAUGUCAGUGCUCGCAGGAAUGGGUCAGCAGCAGCGAGCUGAGAGUGGACCCUCUCACAUUAUCAUGGCUGCACAGUCUCAAUCUGCUGCCAGAUGAUGAGCGAUGCCACCUCGGCCCAGACUUGGCUCACACCUGUCACCCAAGGGUAAAAAAGAGCAGUGGACCCGACCCUCCCAUACACCUUCUGGAUGCCCUUAUCGACAACUCCAGCCCCCCUCCCCCCGUUCCUCUGCUCUCUUUGACCCUCCUGUGGAGCCAUCAUGCUGUGGCCUGGAGCUCAGCAGCAGCAGCAGCAGCCUUCUGAGAACGGACUGAGACUUUUGAGAGAGCUUCCUGUUCACUUUGCCAUAGACUACAGGGGCUGGACUCCAACCUUCCCCCACUUGACUCCCUCGUGCCUCCCUACGCGUCUACCCUCACCCUCAGUCAAAACAGCCCUCCAUUGGACUGUAGGACUACAUUGCUCUGAGUGUACUGCCAUAAUAAACUUCCUGUGUGGACAACUACUACAUGUGUGCACAGAUUCAAACACAGAUCAAAUCGGACACCAAACACACACAGGGCUUUUCAUUGUGCCUUGCGCUCCUUGACUAUUUAGCCACACCCACACACCUUCAUCACAGUGUACAUCCUAACACACUCUGCUCUGGUGUCUAGACUUCAGUGACUCAAAAUCUCUAAAAAAAAAAAAAAAAAUUAAAUAUAAAAAUCUCAACAUGGAUCCAAAACCUUACCUCACAUACACCCCUUUAUGAAAAACUUUAUAAACUGUGUGUGAUUGGCUCUGUGAGUAUAUAUUUAUGUAAAUCAGAACAUAGCAGUUUGCUUAUUCCUGGCCUAAAACGUUAAUAGCUAGAUUUUUAGCAUGUGACUUUUUCUGAUAAGGUGUUAUCUUCUUGAUACAAUAUGUGCAGCUAUAUUUUUUUUAGUGAAUUGGCACAUCCUCCAAUAGAACCACAAUAUGGUUGCCCAAGACAGCGUAAUAUCUUUAUUAUCAAUUAGAAAUAAUUGUUUUCUAACCUGAAGGGAUUUCUGUCUCUUGUCUCCUAUUCUGAUUUUCUAUAAAACAGGCAGUUUUGGUGAAGAUGCCAUUUCCUUUAUAUAUACAACUAUUUGAGUGACUGUGUUUCUCUGUGUGGGCCCUGGACUUACUGUAACUGUUAUUUUCACACUUCAAAGGAUGGUUGCACAUCCUUGCUGCUCAUUGAAAUGCGUUUAAACCCCUAAAUCUCUUUGCUCUUUACCAAACCUAUCUAAGCCAUAUAAACGCAGAUCAGAUCUCUGAAUCUCCAAAGACCGCCUGGUGCCUGUUCUGAGGCAGGAUGUAAAUAACCUGACUGUUAAUUCUGUGGUUCAGAGGUCGCAGUGAGACAAUCUAUAAUAUAUCACUGUUUUAGGUACAUGCACUUAACACAUGGGCUCGAUUACAAAGUCUGAUCAUUGUUUUGCCUUAAAAAAUCACAUUGGUGCCUGAAAGAUGCCCAUUCUAAUUGAGGUCUUCGCUGUUCAUUUCAUCAAUUCCCAAACAAUCAGCCAAAACAGGAUUGAUUAGCAGUCAAAAAUUCCUUUUAAAUAUUUACAAUAAUGGUUAAUUUAUGUCCGAGCUUCUUUUCAGGGACAUAAAAACAUAUAACACUUGUCUGUCAUCUGGUGGAGAAAAAUGGAAUAGACACCUCAAAGGACUUUGAAGAAAGGAAAUUACUAAUUGUGACUGAUUCUAAAUCUUCAAGUCUUUUUGGAUCCCACCAAGAUAUUUUACGAAGAUAUCAAUCUAUUUUUUACAUAAACAAGCAGUUUGCUUUGUGUGUUUCCUCUGUACGUCUGUCCCUCUGUUGUCUCAUUGAUCAUGUAUUUGAAAGAUGUGAUAUUACAAAAAAACGGCAAGAUAUCUGUCCACAAACAUAAGGGCAUGUCAUUAUGCACUAAAGUAAUGCAAGUUUAUUGUUGCUUGUUCAGUUUAAUUUUUGCAGAUUUCUUGUCCUCUUGGUCUGUUUCACACUGAGAUGCUAUAUGACCUUUUCUUUUUAUCUGUACUGUAUACAUACAUGGGAAUUUGUUCUGCGACUUUUUCAUAUUUUUCACUUUUGACUGAACCUCUUGUCCUACCAUGGCGAUCCCAGCGUUUUUUUGUUGUACUUGGAAGCUGGCGCUAUAUUAGUCCAGCUGUCCCAUAUAGACGAUUGUCAUAUGAAAUGAAAAUUCAAACCAUAUUUAGCGUUCAUGUUUUCAUGUACAUGUGAUCGGCACCUUUUUUAUCUCAUUUCUUGUUUUCUUUUUGUUGCGUGCUACUUCCAGCACUCUACAACUCAUGUCAUAAUGCUUCUGAUUGUACUGGUGAGUAUAGAAUCUAAUUUCAUUAACAUUUCUUUUCCUCUAAAGAAUAAUGUCAUUAGUCCUUACAAAAAAAGAUAUAUCCCUGUGUUGUAACUUCGAAAGAGGAAUUGGUCUUGUCUAACUUAUUUUUAAUUGGCCAGUUGACAUAUUUUGGCAUAUGUGAUACUAGAAUUGUUGUGAAAAGAGCAAUUUAAUGAAAAGUGCAACAAUGUGAAAGUUGCAUAUUAUAUAUUAGUGGUUUUUCACACUCCCAUUGUUGGACUGAUUUUAAAAAAAAAACAAAAUGUCCUUGUACUGUACAUAUCUGUACUAUAUGAAUAUAUUUACUUUUCCAUGCAUGUCCAAGUGGAUUACUAUGAACACUUACAGUGCUGCAGUUUUAAUUAAAGAAACUACAUCUUAA
This is a messenger RNA of Sphaeramia orbicularis (orbiculate cardinalfish), 4177 nucleotides long. It is a transcript of the gene atf7a, whose product is annotated as activating transcription factor 7a. Gene Ontology annotation, biological process: regulation of DNA-templated transcription. The record is from RefSeq and is a predicted model, not a curated record. Lineage: Eukaryota; Metazoa; Chordata; Actinopteri; Kurtiformes; Apogonidae. Gene Ontology annotation, molecular function: DNA-binding transcription factor activity.